GCACGCUUUAACGGUUGUUGUGAAGAAACUCUGUUAUUGUUUAAGUUUUAUGAUAUUUUGAACUGUAUUAUGAAUACAUAUAUAUUUGUUUAGCACAGAAGAAAUAUAUUGUGAAACCAAAUGUUCAGUCAAACAUCUGUGAUUCAGCAGACAAUGUAAUGGAAGCUGUCAAAUUGCAGUAAUGACGAAAAUGUCAGUUUCAACUUCAACUUCAAACGAAGCCGAAGACCUUGUUUCCGAGUUUACCUCUUUAUUAGAGAAAUGGGGUACAAAUCAAGCUUCGUGGAAUGGCGAAACAACAGUAAAAAAUUUGAAAAGAUUAGCAGAAAUUAUAGAGAUAGAAACAGAAGCCUUUUAUAAACUAGAUCUUGACCCAUUUGAUGACAGACAUCCAGACCGAGCAGACCCCACUUGUGGUCUCGGGAAAGUUUUAGUGAAUCUCUCCAAGAAUGAACGUUUCAUGAAUGAGUUGGUUGGCAACUAUAUUAUGAGAAGUCGUGAAGAUAUUCCAUUACAAACAGCUGCAUGCCGUCUAUUAUUAGAUGUUAUGCCAGGUGUAGAAGCCUCAAUAUUAUUUCAAGAAACAGAGGGUCUCACUGAAAAAAUAUUCCAGUGGGCAGAACUUGGGUCGGAACCACUUCGAUCUUAUGCCACAGGGCUUUUUGCAGUUGCUAUCAAAUUACCAGAAAUAUCAAUUGACUUUAGAGAAAAAAAUGCACAUCUUGUUCCAAUAAUGUUACGUAGAUUGCACAAAUUAUGUGAAUCACAGUCAAAUCCUAGUGAGGUUUCAAAGACCAAUAAGCGUCAUUUCUCAGAAGUGUCUAAGAACUCUAACUCUAAAGAUAAAUGCCUAAAAAAAACAGAAUCUGAGAAUUUACCAGGGACAUCAAAUGAUUCAAAUAAAAAGAAUUCCAGUACUGGUGGUAAAGAUGAAGUACGCUUAUCAAGUUUUGAAACAAGUGAAAAUCUUCACAAAAUGUCUAUGAAAGAAAAUUCUUCUGCUACAGUCUCUCCAAAUACGCAAUCUUCAUCGUCCUUAAAGAGAGGCUUAUCCCUAUCUCCCAGAUAUAAUAGUGACGAUUUUCAACAAAAUAAAAAGAGUCGCAACGAUAGUCAAACAUAUUUCAAUUCAGAACUUACAUGUAGUAACAGCAGUUGGUUAGAAAUGGAGCAUUUUAUCAUUGGAUCGUAUUCAAUGGAACCACUUAGUGUGACAAUGAAACAAAGAAUAAUAUUGCAAUAUUUAACCCCCAUGGGUGAAUAUCAAGAUCUAUUGGGUUUUGCAUUUGAAUAUAACGCAAUGGACUUGAUCAUUUUUUACAUAGACUUAAAAAAAAAUACUGAUGUUAGAUUAGCAUUUGAGGCUCUAAAAUAUCUUGCAACUUUAUUGUGCCAUAAGAAAUUUGCCAUUGAGUUUCUCCAACGAGGAGGUAUCGAGAAACUAAUCACAAUAAAUAGACCAUCUAUCGCUGCUACAGGUGUGUCACUUUGUCUGUAUUUUAUGUCAUAUUUUGAAGAUGCUUUGGAACGUGUUUGUCUUCUGCCAGAACACAUACUUGUUAAUCUUGUGGAAUAUGCUUUAUGGCUAUUAGAAUGCUCGCAUGAUUCAAGUCGUAUUCAUGCUGCUAUGUUCUUCAGCCAAACAUUCCCAUUUAAGGUCAUGUUGGAUUUAUUUGACCAACAAAAUGGGUUAAGACACUUGUUUAAUGCCAUAAGUACUUUAGCACUGUUAAACGUUGAAGAUAAUUCUGAAAAUUUAUCUGAGGAUUAUGUUUUUACUAUGAGACAAACUGCAAGACAUGUUUGUGGUGCAAUGAGGAUGUAUUUUGAUGCUCACAUGAUUAUGAAAGCUGAGGAAAUAAAAAGAUCACAUGAUCGAAGUGAUGAACAUCCUCCUGUCCAUGAAACCGCAUCAUUCAGACCGGUGAAAAUAUCAGAAGAACUAAUUGAAGAGAAUAUUGAACUACUGAGUAUGUUUUUCCCAAUAAGAUCACAUUGGACCCCAGUCAUUACAUUUCAGAAACUGGGAGGAAUUCAUUUAUUAUUACAGCUUAUCUCUAUGGCACCAGACUGGAAUUCAUACCCUGGCAGACCUGAAACAGUAAAGGCUGCCCUGGACGUAUUGGCUGUGUGUACUGUUACUCCUCGAGCCCAAUCAGUGCUAUUAGAAACUAUAUGUCUACCUAAUGAUGUUAAGUCUCCUGCAAUCAGUAUUAUAAUCGGUCUUGCUGAGGGAGAAACUUUAUUGAUAGAUGCCGAUGUACAAAGAUCGGCACUGACUAUUAUUGUGAACUGUGUUUGUAGUCCUAUAGAUAGGUUUGGGGGAGGUGUGGGACGCUUUAUGGGUUCAGGUUCAAAGAAGAGACUUAAUACUAAGGGUGGAGAGGAUAUUUUGACAAAAAUGUGGAAUGCAGUGCGCACAAAUAAUGGUGUUAUGGCCCUUCUUAAAUUGCUAUCAGUAAAAACACCAAUAACGGAUGCCGAUGCCAUCCGAGCUCUGUCUUGUAAAGCUCUAGUCGGGUUGUCCAGAUCUGAGACUCUAAGACAAAUUAUCAGUAAAUUGCCACUUUUUAAUAAUGGACAACUUCAGUUAUUAAUGAAAGAACCUGUUCUUCAAGACAAGAGACAGGAACAUAUCAGAUUUUGUAAAUAUGCUUGUGACCUCUUGGAGAAAGUAUCUGGAAAACAAUCAAAAUGUGUCAAUGCUUCUUUGGAAGAGAUUAGACGGUCUGACAUAGUCUCAAAAACAAAAAUCAUUUUCCAAGAAAAAGAACUACUACAACUAAUCUGUGGCCAUUUACUGUCUAAAGGUUAUCCAGAUUCUGCGAACUUGUUAAGAAAGGAAGCCAAACUCCCUGCCUUUACAUCCCCAUCUGUUGUUCACAUAGCAGCACCAAAUAUAUUCUCUCCAUCUACCAGUAGUUCAAAAUUUACUCGUCAGCUUAGUGCUUCAGCCAGUAUAUCUGCCCCUACAUUAGCUGCUCUAAGCCCAACAGCAUCCUCUACAACUGUACCAACUCCAAUCAAAUUUACCAUGGGGCGAAAUCUUCAAACAAGCCAAUUAAAUACCCCCAAACCAGGAGGUGUUCAUGGGACAUCUAAAAGUAAAUACAUUAGAGACUGUAGAGAAAAAGAUACUCUUGCAGUAACACCCGCCCCUAGUGUUCGUACUCUCUCAGGAAAAUCUCUUAGUGAUUAUGACAUUUCUUUGGAUAAAAUAGUGACAGAGUAUUUACGAAAACAACAUGCACUCUGUCCAAAUCCAGUAGUUACUUGUCCUCCCAUGUCUCUGUUUUCACCUCAUCAGUGUCCGGAGCCUCGGGGUCAAAAGACUGCUCCCAUCAACUUCACUACCAGGUAUCUUAACCGAUCCAUUUAUCCGAGAAAUGGAGGCCUUGAUCGUGCUAAAUAUGAUAGAAAGUUAAUCUAUAGUCGAUUUAGACCUGUAAAAACUUUUAAAGAUACCGAAGAUGAUGGUUUCGCUUGUUGUGCUUUAACAUCAGUCGGGUAUCUACUGCUUGGGACAUUUUCUGGAGAAAUCAAAAUGUGUAAUAUCUAUACUGAAGAGUUAGGAAUAUACAGCUGCCAUUCGUCGCCAGUUAUUCAUUUAGAUCCUUCUACAGAUGGUAAUCUUCUGCUUACAUCAACAUGGGGAACAAUGCAGGAUUCUUCUCUAUGGGCAUGGGUAGAUGACACCUUAGAGAAUAGGUUCACCUUUGAUGAUACUUACGCUGAAUUCAGUAAAAUUACUCAGGACAAGAUUAUUGGUACUAAGGAUGAAACUGCCCAUAUUUAUGACACAGCUACAGGUCAACUGAUUAUGACUUUAUAUGACACUAGUAAAGCUAACAACUACAAAUCUAAUAUUGCCACCUUUAGUCCUUGUGGGGAUCUUGUGUUGAAUGAUGGUGUUUUGUGGGAUGUCAGGUCCACCAAACCAAUACACAAGUUUGAUAAAUUUAACCCCAGUAUCAGUGGUGUGUUCCAUCCAAUGGGACUGGAAGUAAUUAUUAAUUCUGAAGUGUGGGAUGUGCGAACUUUCCAUUUACUUCAUACGGUACCAGCCUUAGACCAAUGUCAGAUACAGUUUAACUAUUCUGGUGAUGUAAUUUAUGCCACUCAUUUCGAUGAAGAUCCUAGUCCAGAAGAUAGGUAUCGAAGUCCCUACAGUUCUACACUUCGCACAUUUGACUCAACAGAUUAUACACAUAUCGGAACAAAGGAUUUAAAGACAAAAAGUAUCUUUGAUCUUUCUACCGACAAAUCAGAUUGUUACCUUGCUGUGGUGGAAAAUCAAAAAUUUUCUGAGCGAAGUGGAGAGGAGAGUUUAUGUCGACUUUAUGAAGUUGGUAAAAGAAGGGAUGAUGAGGAAGAUCAGCCAGAAGAAGAAGAGGAGAAAGGCAAUGAUGAUGAUGAUGAUGAAGACGACGAUGAUGAUGAUGAUGACGAUGAUGAUGAGGAAGAUGUAGGUGAUGAUAAUAUUGGUUCAGAUGAUGAUCUGGAGCUUGAUGACUUGAAUGGUGGGGAUGAUUUAGAAGGUAUUGAAUAUGAGCUAGAUGAUGAAGAUGAUGAUGAUGAUGUUGAUGAUGAUGCAGAUGAUGUUAUAUUGAAUUUAAAUGACUUGAGCAGUGAAAAUAGUGAAGAUGAUAAUUCAUUGUUUCAACUUAUUUAGUCAUAUUUCAUAUCUUAAAGUAGGUCUUAUUUGUGUAAAAAAUUAAAUAAAAAUGUUGAUUUAAUAAAACCGGAUAUGUCAAUUUAAUGGGAAAGAUAUAACUCCACCUUAUAGAUAUAUGUGUCCAUUUAGAGAGUAAAAUGGAAUGCUAACAGCCACCAAGAAAAGUAAAAAAAAAAAAAUAGUAAUAAAUGAUGAAUUCAACAGAAUGACUUCCACUAAAUUUGCAGACAAGGAAAAUAUAAGCUUGAUUACCAUUUGAAUAAGCAUAUUUAGUUUUUUUAAAUCAAAAAGUUUGUUUUUACAAAAAGAGGCCUUGGUAGAUUGAGUUAUAAUGUAUUAAACAAAAAUUUGGAAUAGAAGUUCAUGCUUAACAGUGCUUUGGUGUAAAACUUUAUUGUGAUUGAGCCACUUUUUAAUUAUCAACAUUUAUGAAAUUUUAUACAUCAACCACACAAGUGCAUUUUGAUUGUGUGUGGUUUUUUUUUAAAACUACCAAUACUGCUGUAAAUAUCAGACCUCUGUAUAUAAGUAAGAUAUAAAUUUUAUGGUAAGAUGUAUAUUAUAUUAAUGUACUUUGUAAACACCAAAAAAAUUAUUCAUUCAAGUUAUUUUAUGAAUUAAAUUUGUUUGGUUAUUUUCAUUUGGGCCCCAUUUUAGAUCUUCAUAUCUUCUUUAGUUCAUACAUAAAAAAAGAUGUCAAUGUCUUGAAUUAUAUAAGUUAAGGCACAUAUUAAAAUUUUGAAGAAAUAUUUGAAACCUAAUCAUAGUCGGUGUAUUAGGACUAUUUAAAAUGCAUUACCCUUUAAACCGUUUGGUAUCCCAAUGUCUUUUGGUUAAAUAUAGAUCUUGAAUAAAUGGCAUCGGCAGUGUUUUAAAUUUCUUCAGUUAUUAAUUCCAGUGGCGCCUGUAUGUGAUUUUUGGGUAAUAUUAUCUCAUUUAAUCAGUUAAUUUCAAGUUUUUACAGGGUUAAAUUCAAAAGAAUUAUUAUAUUUGUUUGUUGUUAAAAAUGAACACCAAGGCUUGUAAAUAUUCAAUAAAUUAAAUAUAUUUUUUUCAAA
This is a messenger RNA of Patella vulgata (common limpet), 5733 nucleotides long. Its product is annotated as DDB1- and CUL4-associated factor 1. NCBI's taxonomy places the organism in Eukaryota, Metazoa, Mollusca, Gastropoda, Patellidae. The coding region runs from base 182 to 4672 and encodes 1496 amino acids. The transcript has a single exon. Gene Ontology annotation, cellular component: Cul4-RING E3 ubiquitin ligase complex; nucleus. Gene Ontology annotation, biological process: protein ubiquitination. The record is from RefSeq and is a predicted model, not a curated record. Gene Ontology annotation, molecular function: protein binding.